This is a messenger RNA of Scophthalmus maximus (turbot), 3977 nucleotides long. RefSeq names its product PDZ domain containing ring finger 4 (gene pdzrn4). The record is from RefSeq and is a predicted model, not a curated record. Lineage: Eukaryota; Metazoa; Chordata; Actinopteri; Pleuronectiformes; Scophthalmidae. Bases 376 to 2838 code for a protein of 820 amino acids. The transcript is spliced from 9 exons. Gene Ontology annotation, molecular function: protein binding.
GUGGUGGAGAGAGAAGAUACGGGGACAGAGUUUCUGGAGGCAUGCAAGUGAGAAUCAGGGGAAAGAGAAGCCAGGUGCUUUUACUUAUCUUACCACUGAUACACUCCCCACUAACACACACACACACACACACACACACACACCUCACACUGAAGGAACUACACCCACAACCUCUACUCAUGCAGUGAACUGAAAGGCACAUGUGCAUGCUGUGCCCAGAGCGACAGAGGGCAUCUCUGAGGAUACACCGAAGAGAAAGAGGUGUGAGGGAGCCGAGGAAGAGGAGCCCCAGGGGGAUCUCACAGACGCACCACGGACAGCAAAGAUACUCACGCACUCCAUCGGGCACUCCGCACUGUUUCCCUGACAACUAGGAUGGGCUGCAAUUUGUGCACCUUGCAGAAACGGGAGGAACACUACAAACUGCUGUAUGAGAUUGCACAGGUGAACGGGCGCGAUUUCUCCAAGGUCGACCACGACGAUGCGGUGGUGGAGGCCAUCAGACGAGACCCCAUCGUUGUCCAGGUUCUCCGGCGAACCCCCGCCGCUGGCACGGCGGCCGUCGCACACAACCACAGCGGCGCGCCACAGGACGUGUGUGUCGUCGACGUCUGCACGCAGACGGACAUCACCUUCGAGCACAUCGUGGCACUGGCCAAGCUCCGGCCGACCACUCCGCCCGUCCCCGACAUCUGUCCCUUCCUUUUGUCUGACAGCUGCCAUUCCAUCCACACCAUGGAGCACGAGUUUUAUGAAUGUCCAGAGUACCUGUCCAACACCCCAGCAGAGGUGGAGAGGACUGAAGAGUAUGAAUAUGAGGAGGUGGAGCUGUGUCGGCAGAACAGCCUGGAGAAGCUCGGCCUGACGCUGUGCUACAGGACGGACGACGAGGAGGACACCAGCAUCUACGUCAGCCAGGUGGAGCCAAACAGUAUAGCGGCGAGAGACGGGCGCAUCAAGGAAGGAGACCGUAUUUUACAGAUAAAUGGCUGUGAGGUGCAAGACAGAGAGAAAGCCGUUGCUCUGUUGUCAAGUGAAGAGGCAAGGAGCAUCAUUCUACUGGUGACAAGACCAGAAAUCCAGCUGGAGGAGGAGGUAUGGCUGGAUGACGAGCAGCAGGAGCUGGUGGAAGAGCUGAAGAUGGAGAUCCUGGAGGAGCGGAGGAGGAAGCUGAAGGAACACAACUUUGACAGAAGGGAUGAGCUUCAAGCUGAGGAAGAGAUGACAACAGACACAGCUACCUGUUCCUCCAAUAACCAAGACAGUGGCUUUGGUCACAGCACAGACAGUCCGGAGCACCAACCCCUGCUGGCCAGACUUCACAGGAGGAGCCCGGCCCAUUGCCUGAGGGAGCGAUGGCGGGCAGAGCAUCCACACACAACAAGUGGGACUGUAGUGCCACCGGACACCAAGAGUCAAAAGACAAUGUCUAAAGGCCAAGGCCGUGAAGGAGUACUUAGUAUACGCAAUAGUGGAGGUGGGGUCCUAGGUUUAGAGAAUCGCUUCCAGCAACUUCUGGAGCUCAAGUGUCAAAUCCGGAAUGGAGGCGAGUGCGGAGUGUACUCCAUUCGACACAGUAUAGAGUGUAGCCUCACUGAGCAGACAGUAGGGGAUGCAGAUGUUGUGGAUAGUGACGGAGGAGAGGGAGGGGUGGAGCAUGAGUUGAGGAUGCUAAACGAGGAACUGCGUAGCAUUGAGCUAGAGUGCCAGAGCAUCAUGCAGGCACACCAGCUCCGCAACACCCACCUUGACCCUUCACAGCCCACACCCUGCUCACCAGGACAGAGCCCCAAAGAAAGACACAAGCGGCACGGCAGGCUGGCUGACAUCCACGAACACCCAGAGAGGUCAGACAGCGACAAGAUUAGGGAGAAGGACAGUUCCAGUGCCUACAACACAGCCGAGAGUGCACGGUCAACACCGCUAGGUAUGGAGAGAUCUCCUGACCACUCUCUACAGAGACACAUCAGUAUCACCAACCAGAAAAACCUCAGAAAGGCCUCUUCCGCACCCUCCAGCCCGAUCCCUAUCCCUAAGCCCCACGGUACACCCAUCCGUAGCAGACCAGCAGACCCGGGCCCCAUUAUCAGCAGCAGCCCAGACCAGAGCAACCCCUCCAGGUCGGAGUCAGACCCUGCCAUGCCUGCAGAUGAUGAGAGGUGUGAGAAGAAAGGGAGAACCAGAGAAUCUAGAAGAGGGCUUCCCUAUGGGUAUUCAUAUCAAACAACCCCUUAUCAAGGCCAAGGAGGAUCCAGGCAACUUCAGAGUUACAUGCAGCUGCUACAACAGCACUCAUCCCUGGAGUAUUCCCAGAGCCAGCUGAGUCUGCUCAGCGUCUGUAGAGAUCCCGUGCAUCGGAACGGACGCCCCGGGGAACCCCGUCUGGAGUGGAAGGUCAAAGUGCGCGCUGACGGCACACGCUAUGUGGCCCGGAGGCCUGCCCGUGAUCGCAUCCUGAGGGAGCGGGCACUAAGGAUCCGAGAGGAGCGGAGCGGAGGCAUGACCACAGAUGAUGACGCCAUGAGCGAGAUGAAGAUGGGUCGCUACUGGAGCAAAGAGGAAAGGAAGCAGCACUUGGCACGGGCCAGGGAGCAGAGGAAGAGGAGGGAGUUUAUGCAAAAGAGCCGUCUAGAGUGUCUAAGGGAGGGACCAGCCAGCGGAGCUGAGGGCAGGAAAGAGAUCAAUAUCUUAGAGCUCAGUCACAAAAAGAUGAUGAAGAAACGAAACAAAAAGAUCCUUGACAACUGGAUGACCAUCCAGGAGUUGAUGAGCCAUGGGGCCAGAAUCCCUGAGGGCUCAAAAGUACACAAUGCCUUCCUGUCUGUCACGACUGUCUAAUGGACACAAACAGUCCUGCAUAUUAAACACUGUACACUUUAAUAUCAGGUAGCCUGCAUUUCGGGAACUACCUGCAUCUUUUUUUUAAAGUGUCAGUUUGUGGAAUUUAAUAUGUAACUGCUGAAGACUUCUGUAGCAUUCCUGGAGCAACUAUGUAUCUAUCACCAUAAAAUGUUUGAACUGUGAUCCGUCAUUACAGGACAUCAGCCAUUCAAACAAGACUUAACAGUUUUAUACACUGGCUUUUUGAUAAUGCUCUGGCUUCUGAUAGCACAUGAGUUUCGUAGCAUGUUGGUUCGAACUGAUUCACACAGAAAAAGGAACCAACACACUUCAUGUAUUCUAUGUACUGUGUCCUCAUACUCUCCAUUCUUGUGUUUCAUUACAUAUGAAGCAACUUCACUUGCCUCGUUCAAGGUGGCGUUUUUUUACAAUGGGGAAAUUACAAUAUUUUUCACACUUUUUGUAAGGACAUUUUUACACGGAAUGUCAAUGAACUGUAUGCAUUUUAUUGUCAUUUCUUGUUUUUGUCUGUGUCUCCAUACCGUCAUGUUGACACUAUUUGAUUGUACUGUGGCUCACAUUGUUCGCCAGUCCAACACAAAGAAAUGAACUUCUGAAAUCUCUGGAGGACAACACCUCUUCAUCUUAAAACAAUCCCUUCAUUGUAAGGAUAAUGUCACCUGGGUCUGCGAUGUCUAAAAAAAAGUCAGAGCACUCAAUUUAAGCACUGAAAAUAUCAAUAUGCCAUCUCAAAGGCUUACAUUAGUCAUGGGUUGACAGGACUUUAUUAAACAGUUUACCUCAAAUGACUUUGAAUACUUGGGUAACUGAAUCACUGAUGUAAGGAGCCCUUGAGUCAACCCUCAGCCCUUAAUAUGUUUGCGAAUUAUGUUAAAAAUGUUAAAUAUAUUCAUAUUUAUAUUGUUUACUCUUAUUUUUAUUUAUUGUAAAUUAAUUUUUCUGGUCUAUCAGAUAAAUGUUUCACAUUAGACCUGAAAAGCCAACACUUUUCAAGGCGCUGUCGAGGAAAUGUAUCGUAUUGCAGCCUUUCAACCCGAACCUGCUGCUUUUCCACUGUAAAGUUCAUUGAAAGGCCUUGACUUCAGUAUUUGUUGAUGGUGAAAUUUGUAAUAAAA